This is a messenger RNA of Didymodactylos carnosus, 579 nucleotides long. Lineage: Eukaryota; Metazoa; Rotifera; Eurotatoria; Philodinida; Philodinidae. The record is from the annotation of a GenBank genome assembly.
AUGGGAAACGAAGGUUCCAAAAAAAGUCGUUCAUCAACCGAAUUAACACAAAAAGAAAUUGCGCUGUUAAAAGCAAAUACAGGUUACAGUGAAAAAGAAAUUCGUGAAUGGCAUGCUGGAUUUUUACGCGAUUGUCCAAAUGGCAAACUAGAUCAAAAGAAAUUUGUACAAGUUUACAAGCAAUUUUAUCCAGAAGGAAAAGCUGAUUCAUAUUGUAAAUAUGCGUUUAAUACAUUCGAUCAAAAUAAUGAUGGUUCAAUUGAUUUUGAUGAAUUUUUGUUGGCUCUUACUGCCACCAGUCAAGGUAGUCUUGACGAACGUCUCGGAGUUGCGUUUGAUAUGUACGAUACAAGUGGUGAUGGUCGAAUUGAUUCAAGAGAAUUAGCUAAUAUGAUAUCAGCAAUGUAUGAUUUGGUUGGAGACAAUGAUCGUAGAGGCGAUCGAGAUCCAAAAAGACGUGCCGCUGAUAUUAUUGAUAAAUUGGAUAAUUCAGGAGAUAACAAAUUGACCAAACAAGAAUUUGUUGCUGGUUGCAAAAAUGAUCCCGUCAUUCGACAAAUAUUGGCACCGAAUGUUUAA